This is a messenger RNA of Oldenlandia corymbosa var. corymbosa, 2206 nucleotides long. The record is from the annotation of a GenBank genome assembly. NCBI's taxonomy places the organism in Eukaryota, Viridiplantae, Streptophyta, Magnoliopsida, Gentianales, Rubiaceae.
CAUCUGUCAACACCACAAAUCAAUUAGAUCUCUCUUCUCUCUCUUAAUAAGAAACACGAGAAAAGAUAGUUUUAGAAAAAUUAUUGGAAUAAUAGUCCAAAUUUAUGACCAUUUAGCUACAGCGGACCAUUCCACGGAGCAUCAUUUUCGUGGAGGGAAAAACAAAUCAGUAUAACCAAAAAUAAUUGUCAUCAUCCAAAUUAAAUUCCAAAUCGUCAUCUCAAACGUCAAUGCACCCAACAUUUUGUUAUCUCCGAGGUCUCCAUAUCAACAAUAUAAAUUAUUAGUCCCGUGCAUUAUAUCUUACUCUUAGCAGCCACUUAAUUGUCUCUAAAUAAACCAAAAUUUUUCCACAUCCAAAUUCCUUUCAAAUUCUUCUAAUUUAGUGAAAGAGAGAUUUUGAUUUUCUACUUUGCUAGAAAAUAAUGGAUCAAUCCCAUGUUCUUAUAGUUACAUUUCCAGCUCAAGGCCAUAUUAAUCCAGCCUUACAAUUUGCUCAAAGACUUAUAAAGAUGGGCAUCCGUGUCACUUUUGCAACUAGUGUUUUCGCCAUCAACCGCAUGACCAAAACUUCCGGCGCCAGUCCGAAAGGCCUGAAUUUCGCGCCGUUUUCAGACGGUUACGACGAUGGAUUCAGGCCGAAGACCAUAGAUGCUAAGGAGUACAUGUCCGGAGUCGCAAGACAAGGUUCAAACGCUCUUAGGGAUGCCAUACAGUCAAGUUCGGAGAACGGCUGCCCGGUAACGUGCCUCGUCUACACUUUGUUACUCCCUUGGGCUUCAACGGUGGCGCGUGAGUUUCACGUGCCAUCCGGGCUUCUUUGGAUUCAACCCGCCACCGUGUUAGGCAUAUAUUACUACUAUUUCCAUGGCUACGAAGAAGAAAUCAAGAAAGCUGACGUCAGUAAUCCAACAUGGUCGGUUCAGUUCCCGGGCCUUCCAUUACUCAAAGCUAAAGAACUUCCUUCUUUCAUCCUUCCUUCAAAUGACCCAAUUUACAGUUUUGCUCUUCCAACUUUCAAAGCACAAAUUGAAAUGCUGGAUAAUGAAGAAAAACCCAAUAUUCUUGUCAAUACAUUUGAAGCUUUGGAGCCAAAAGCCUUGAAAGCCAUUGAAAAAUACAAAAUGAUACCCAUUGGACCGUUAGCUCCAAUGGAUCCAAAUGAUACUUCAUUCGGAGGAGAUUUAUUCAAGAAAACAAAAGACUACAGAGAAUGGCUGGAUUCAAAAGAUCCAAAUUCUGUCAUUUACGUAUCAUUUGGUAGUUUACUUACACUGCCAAAGAAACAAAUGGAGGAAUUAGCAAGCGGGUUGUUGAAAACCGGGCGGCCGUUUUUGUGGGUGAUCCGGGCCAAAGAAGAAGGACAAGAAGAGAAAGAAGAAGACAAACUGAGUUGCAUGGAGGAAUUGGAAGAAAAAGGGAUGAUAGUUCCAUGGUGUUCACAGCUUGAGGUCCUAAAUCAUCAUUCUUUGGGAUGUUUCUUAACACAUUGCGGAUGGAAUUCGACGUUGGAAAGCAUCGUUUCCGGGGCUCCGGUUGUCGCAUUUCCUUACUGGACGGAUCAAGGUACGAAUGCGAAGCUGAUUGAAGAUGUUUGGAAGACCGGAAUUAGGGUUAGGCCAAGUGGUCAAGAUGAAGAAGAAGGCGGUGGAAGUAUAGUGAAAAGUGAUGAGAUUGUGAGAUGUAUAGAAAUGGUGAUGGAUGGAGGUGAGAAUGGGAUGACGUUGAGGAAGAAUGUGAAGAAGAUGAAAGAAUUGGGUAGGGAAGCUAUGGAAGAAGGUGGAUCUUCUGAGAAGAAUUUGAAAGCUUUCCUUGCAGAAGCUGGGAAAAUGAUGUAAAAAAAACUGAUUUAGAGGUUAAUUAAUUUAGUAGCUUAAUUAGUGUCAAAUUAGGUUUGGGAUAUGGUUAAUUUGAUCAUUGACAGUGUGUUAAAUACAAGGAAGUAGAGAGGAUUGCAGUGAUUGAUUUAGAGAAAUCCUAAGUUUUACUAUAUGAUUGCUGUUCAAUAUUUGAUUGGAAAGAUGUGUUUUACUCAUUAGAAGAGUAGACAUUCAUUUAUCCGUAAUUGAAAUCAACGUUUAUUUUAUAUGCUUUUCAUUUCAAAAUGAAUAUCAUUUCGUUAAUAUAUUGUUCCAAGAUAUAAAGAGACCAUAUUUAAGUUGGAUUAGUUCCAUCCAUUUUGAAAGAUAUGCUUACAUUUUCAAGC